AUGUCGAUUGAGUUCCUCAGACAGCCCGAGACACGCGCUAUUUCCCAGGAGCAGCUUGUCACCGAGGUCAAAGGCAUCUAUGCUGGUCUUGUUAUGGUCGAGAGCAAAUGUAUCGAGGUCGACAACGCCCAGAAUGCCGAGACCGAUCCCGCUAACAAGCCCAUCAACCAUGAGCAAUGGCAGGCCUUGAUCGCCCUGCACCGCACUUUGCUUUACGAGCAUCACGAUUUCUUCCUGGCUUCUCAACAUCCAUCUGCGAGUCCGGCCUUAAGACGAGUCCUUGGUUGA
Messenger RNA from Neurospora tetraspora, 288 nucleotides. RefSeq lists its product as uncharacterized. The record is from RefSeq and is a predicted model, not a curated record. Gene Ontology annotation, molecular function: protein binding. The transcript has a single exon. Bases 1 to 288 code for a protein of 95 amino acids. NCBI's taxonomy places the organism in Eukaryota, Fungi, Ascomycota, Sordariomycetes, Sordariales, Sordariaceae.